AUGGAGAUUUUCGUUAAAACCCUCACCGGGAAGACGAUUACCAUCCACGCCGGCAUAUUCGAUACCGUCGGCGAGAUUAAGGCCAAAAUCCACCUCAAGGAAGGAAUCUCCCCGGACCAACAGAGGCUCAUCUUCGGCGGCAAGCAGCUCGACGAUGCACGGACGCUCUCCCAUUCCGAAGUCCGUAACGAGUCAACGUUGCACUUAAUUCUCCGUCUACGCGGCGGCAUGCAGAUCGUCGUCAGAAACCUGUACGGCAUAUACCUCACACUCAACGUCGACGGUGACGAGACAUUCGACGAUCUGAAUUUCGCGUAUAAAGGCCGUAAAGUGGUGGCAGAAGGAACAUUGGCAGACUCCGGCAUUGAUGCGGGUUCCGUACUCGUUCUAUACAGAAGCGGAUUACUAAUCAACGUACACAUAGAGAACCGCGAUAUUCAUAUGACAAAUCUUCAAGUUGAAACGGCAGAAACCGUGAGGAGCGUAAAGGAAAAGAUCGAGAAUAAUCGACAUAUUAGGCGAGAACUUCAAAUAUUGCAAUGCGAUGGAGUAGUUAUGGAGGACAGGUAUUGCUUAUACAGAUACCCAAUCAACGAAUAUAUAUGGCUCGUACUUGAUAUCUCGAUGCUGUCUAUCACAUUGAAAACCCUGACAAAUGAGAGGGUUGAAUUGAUACUCGACGGAGAGAUGUUAGUCGGUGAUUUAAAGUCUCGUAUUCAAGUGGCGAUGAAUUUUCCGAGAGAACAACAGGUUCUGAUUUACGAAGACUACGUGCUCGCAGAUCAUAGGGAUUUCAAUUUUUAUCGAGUUCUUAGCGGGUCUGUGAUCUAUUUGAUAAUAAGGCUACGUACGAGGAGGGAGGACUAG
Messenger RNA from Erythranthe guttata (spotted monkey flower), 867 nucleotides. Lineage: Eukaryota; Viridiplantae; Streptophyta; Magnoliopsida; Lamiales; Phrymaceae. The record is from RefSeq and is a predicted model, not a curated record.